UCAGGAUAUGAAAUGGCAUGAGCUGAAUAUUGAUGCGGCUAUUCUAUCAGCUAUAACUGAAGUAUUUCAGUUUCAUGAUCUCACACCUGUUCAAGAGCAUUCCAUCCCUCUUUUUCUUACAUGCAAAGAUGUUGCUGUUGAAGCUGUGACUGGUUCAGGGAAAACACUUGCUUUUGUGGUACCGAUGCUCAACAAAAUACUCAAAUCUGGUGCUGCACUUAAGGACAACAAAAUUUUGGGGAUAAUAAUAUCUCCCACUCAAGAGUUAGCCUUGCAAACUGAUGAUGUCGUAAAGCGUUUUUCAACGCACAUCUCUCAAAUCAAAACAUGUGUAUUUGUUGGAGGUCAUUCAUUACCUGAGGAGGAUGAGCAGAAAUUCAAGUCAGAUGGAGGAAACAUUAUCAUAGCUACUCCUGGAAGAAUAGAGAAAUGCCUUGAACGGUUGGCUCCUUAUUUAAAAGAGCUUGAAAUGCUCGUUCUUGACGAAGCAGACAUGUUACUCCGGUUGGGAUUCCAGAAAAGUUUAACCACCAUUUUAACUCGAUUACCUAAACAGAGAAGAACAGGGUUGUUCAGUGCAACUCAAACAGAUCAAGUAGAGGAUCUGAUACGAGCAGGUCUCAGGAACCCAUACAGAGUAACUGUUAAACAGAAGUUCAAUGAUCAACGUCAGAUACAAAAGACACCUCUGAGUCUGAACAAUUACUACAUCUGCUGUGAUGCUGCCCAGAAGUCGUCAAGUCUUAUCUCAUUCCUGAGAUGUAAUAAGGAUGCCAAGAAAAUGCUGUUCUUCAGCACAUGCGCGGCAGUCGAAUACUUCGGCAAAAUUAUCACAACUAUUUUCAAAAACACCAAGGUGUUAUUACUGCACGGCAAGAUGAAGAGGAAACGAGAGGAUGUGUUCUCAGAGUUUCGUAAGAUGACACGUGGUGUGCUAGUCUGUACCAGCGUGCUUGCUAGAGGUAUUGACGUGCCUGGAGUUGACUGGGUUCUUCAGUACGACCCUCCUCGGGAACCAGAGGAGUUCGUUCACAGAUGUGGACGAACUGCUAGGAUGGGGUGUAAAGGCAAUGCUCUACUUUUCUUACUUCCCAAUGAGAUGGCUUACGUCAACUUCUUGAGCAUAAACCAGAAAGCUCCUCUUCAGGAGUACAAAACAGAGUUCCCAGUCCUGGACAGCACUCCCAAGAUAAGGAAACUAGCUUCCCACGACCGGGAUAUGUACGAGAAAGGGGUCCGUGCCUUCGUCUCCUUUAUACAGUCAUACACCAAACACAUGUGCAAAGCUAUCUUCAUCCUUAAAGAACUGGACAUGGAGGGUCUUGUUGAGUCGUUCGCUUUGUUGAAGGUUCCAAAAAUGCCAGAGCUGAAAAACAGGACUAUUGAGUUGAACCUGUCGGUUGAGGUUGAUGUUGAGAAGAUUCCUUAUAGCGAUAAGAUUAGGGAAAAAGCUCGUUUGAAACGAUUGGAGUUAGGGCCUAUUCUUGACAAAGAUCAGAAAAAUAAGAGGUUCAAGAAUAAUCCCAGCUGGACUAAGAAGAAAGAGCAGAAAGUUAAAAAAGAAAAGCGUAAAUUUAAGAAAAUCGUGGCUAAGUCAAAAGUUGUCGAAACAAUGGAUUGAAAGAGUUGUGUGUACUUUUUCUUCACAUUUUUAGGUUAACCAAAAUAUAUAAUUUCGGUUUAUUCUGUUUUAUCCUGUUUUUAUAUUUAUUAAAGACUUUAUUAAAGUUGACAUUAUUAAAGUCUGAAGUUGGGGGUAUAUCAGAA
Messenger RNA from Bolinopsis microptera, 1767 nucleotides. RefSeq names its product ATP-dependent RNA helicase DDX55-like. Bases 8 to 1621 code for a protein of 537 amino acids. Gene Ontology annotation, molecular function: nucleic acid binding; RNA helicase activity; ATP binding. Gene Ontology annotation, cellular component: nucleolus. Lineage: Eukaryota; Metazoa; Ctenophora; Tentaculata; Lobata; Bolinopsidae. The record is from RefSeq and is a predicted model, not a curated record. The transcript is spliced from 9 exons.